GUUCAUAGGUUGAUGCUCAACCACUGAACCACGCCUGCCAGGCCCAAUAUGUUAUCUUUGAGGAACAUAGAGUCAGAAAUCCAGCCACACUUAAAUAGGAGAUGCUUGGAUGUGUAUAUAAGGAAGCAGGGCUUCCAUGAAGGCAGUAUCUUUGUACUAUGCUAUUGUAGAAAUGACAAUUAUACUCAAGUGAGCCCAGCGCUGUUUUCUUAGGUGCAUCCUUUGUGUUUCUGGUGUCGGUCUCUUCAUCAGAGGAUGGCAUUAGCCCUGUGUCUGCAGGUGCUGGGCAGCCUGGGAGGCUGGCUCUCCCUCUACAUUUCUUGCUGCCACAUGAAUAAGCACCGAAGCUACGAAUGGAGCUGCCGGCUGGUCACACUCGCCCAUGGAGUCCUCGCGAUAGGCCUCUCAGCGUACAUUGGCUUCAUUGAUGGCCCCUGGCCUUUCACCUACCCAGGCUCACCCAAUACACCUCUGCAAGUGCGCGUCCUGUGUCUCACCUUGGGCUACUUCAUCUUCGACUUGGGCUGGUGCAUCUACUUCCAGUCUGAGGGUGCCCAGAUGCUGGCACACCACACCCUGAGCAUCCUGGGCAUCACCAUGGCCCUGGUGCUGGGAGAGUCGGGGACAGAAGUCAACGCAGUCCUCUUUGGAAGUGAGAUUACCAACCCCUUGCUGCAGCUGCGCUGGUUUCUCCGAGAAACAGGGCACUACCACAGCUUCACUGGCGACGUGGCGGACUUCCUCUUCGUGGCCCUGUUCACUGGAGUGAGGAUCGGCUUAGGAGCUCGCCUCCUUUUCUGCGAAAUGGUCUCACCCAAACCCAGGUGGUUUAUGAAGGCGGGGGGCAUAGCCAUGUACGCUGUGUCCUGGGGUUUCAUGUUAAGCAUCUGGCGCUUUGCCUGGAGAAAAAGCAUCAAGAAGUACCAUGCCUGGAGAGGCAGGCGGGGCGAGGAGCCGCAGCAGAAACAUCCUGGGCAUCUCCAGGCGCACUAGCCGACGCCUACCGUGGCUGAUGGGUGGGGUGUUAGCCGUGGGGCCCAGGCUGGAAAUAGGGCUGUUAUGGAGCCAUGCUUGUCUAACAAAUGUAGGUUUCAGAAAAAGGGCUCCCCUAAUCAGUCAGUGUCCAAGUGGAGCACAUACCAGUAUUAAAACCCUAACUCCUGCUGUGGUGCAGUCGUAGGAAGGCAGGCUAGUCAGUCGUUGGGUAAAUCAGAACCACAUUCCUUCCGGUUUGUGCUGACUGUGGUCCUGCAGUUCCUGGGCAGCUGGAUGUUCAUAUAGCUCAGAGAGGAACCCGAAAAGAUGGGCGCUACUUCGUCCUUAUUCCUUUGAGGGGUGACUUUUUCAACAAACACUACCCUGCUUUCCAUGUAGCAAUUUAAAUAAAUCCCACCAUUUACUACAAAGUGAGUGCCUGUUAGGGAGACUCAUGCCUUUGGCAUUCUGAGCAUUGGAUCAGAGAACGGCAUCUGCUUACUUAACCAAAGGGGGGUGGGGGAGGUGGGGUGAGGGGCAGAACUGUGGCUGUGGGGUGGGUUACUGGUUCAGCCUCCCUGUACCAACAAGGUUGGGGUCCCCAAGGCUACGUUUGGGUUUGGUAUAUGGUGAGAGGACUCCCUGGACCCAGCAUGUAGUUGUACUCAUAGCUCUGAUUUAUCAUAGUGCAAGGGCACCAGGAAAGAGCAGCAAGAGGAAGGUGCCAGAGCAGACCCAGGGGAAGCCCAGGCCCAAACGUCCGAGUCCUCUCCCAGUGGCCUCCCACGGGCUGUCUGACUCCUCUAGCCAUGGUUUGUGACAAUAUGUGUGACAAGCCUGCCAAGGAAGCUCCUUCGAGACUCAGGUUUCCCUGGGGCUGGCCACGCAGGCAGCCUUUGGCUGGCACGUCGCAAAGCUCCCGACUGCCAGAAGGGAAGUCGGUGUUCAGCAUAAACCAUGUGGCUUGUACAGUGAGCCAGGCUGGUUGGUUCAUGGAGCUCUUCCCAAAUCCGUGUUCCCAGAUGCCCGCCAGGGGCCAGCCUUCCCAAGGACAGCAGCUCAGGCCUGCUGUGUUCACUCUUCUGCUCAGAAUCCACAGAGCGGGGGAUUGGGUGAGAGAUGGAGGAGGUGUGGGCAGGCUGACCCAGUCCUGCUGUAUGGGUUCUGCUCUGCCAGGGAAAAUGCCCCUUGUCAGGGCUUUUGUGCAUUAAUGUCCUGGGCCGAGCGGCUGUGAUGGAAUUCCACUGGACUAGGGGGAGACGGCAGUUCCGUCUGCACGUCUGCUACGCUUCAUGCAAACUAGAACUAAAGACCAAGUGUGUAGUGGCCUCAGGGUAACGAGUCAAAGUUUUUCAUUUUGGACACACCCCCCUUUAGUCCUGUUACUAUUUUUUCUUUUCUCUGGAAAAGGUACCGCCAUCUGUGGACAACAUAUUAUGACAAGGCCAGUCUAGGAAGGAGCAACAACAACAAAAAAAUGAGUGUGAUAUUCUCUAACCUCACCCAGGAAAAGCAAGAAUGUAAACUUAGAACGAGAAGUUUGGAAUCAAGAAUUCCUGCUUUCUUUUAUGGAAAGUGGCUACUCCCUGCCCAACUCAUUUGGGCAGGUCACUUAUUUAUUCUUUGCCUCCGUGCAAAUCCUGGUGUGAAUGAAUGAAAUACCCCAUUGUGCAUCUCAUAGAGACAUUAGGUAGCAUUUCUUUAAUGGAGGGCUUUUACGGGGGAAAGAAAGCAUUAUUUAUUUAUAUCUUUGCUAUUUGUUUGUUUGUUUGAUGAUGUUACUUAGAUCGGUGGUGAUGGGUUGGCUUUGUUGGUGGGAAAGUGUACAGGGCUAGUGAAGUCAGGGCCUAAGGCCAGUGGAAGUUUCGGCUCAUCGAGGUCACUGGGAAUAAGAACCUUAUGAGGGUUCUUGAAAGUGCAGGUCACUGGCCACACCGGCAGAGUGCUUGGGGCCACAGAGUCAUCAUUGCUCCGUGAAAUGCAGUUCCAAGGCAGGUUAACAGUGCACCUUUUUAAAAUGGUUGUCAUUUGGUUAGAGUUUUGCUGGACAUGGAAAUAAUCUGACAGUAAUAUCUCUAUCUCUUUUUUUUCUUCUGUGAUCAGAAUCCCUAAAAUGCUGGCUAGUUUCUUUCCAACAAAAUUAUGGUCAAAGUCGGGUGCUGGGGAGUGCUGACUUUAGAAAAGCCUAGCAGAAAGUGGCAUGGAGCGAGCUCUGGAAAGAAAAGCAGCAGCUGGCUCUUAAAGUGUGGCCCCGAGCAACCUGCUCCAUACCAGACACUGAAUAGGCUUCAUCUGCUGCCAGUUCGUGCCCCCUUACUCCUCAGAGGUGGAGGGGUUGGGGAUUGCAGAUCUUGUUGCUUUGGGGUACUCCCGUGUGAAUGUAUGUAGGUCUUUGAAAUUUGAGAAACCUAAAGAAUGAUAAGGGAAAGAGAAUCGCUCAUCUCAGCUUAUCUUGUUGUUGUUGUAACUAGUAAAUGUGAAGGAAACUGAGAGAAAACUGUGAAAUGAAGAUGACUACUAGUUAAGAUGCUGAGGACAUGAAGGGCUGAUUAACAUGCGGCAUGGUCAGAUGUAAUGAAGUGCUCAUUCGCAUUUGGAUUACUGUGUGAUAAUUAACACUGCUCAAGAGGAUUUAUAUUUCAAUAUGAUUUGUACUUGUUUUAUAAAAAUAAACAACUUUUUAUCCAUCCAGA
This is a messenger RNA of Myotis brandtii (Brandt's bat), 3668 nucleotides long. RefSeq names its product transmembrane protein 136 (gene TLCD5). The coding region runs from base 256 to 993 and encodes 245 amino acids. The record is from RefSeq and is a predicted model, not a curated record. The transcript is spliced from 2 exons. Gene Ontology annotation, cellular component: membrane. Lineage: Eukaryota; Metazoa; Chordata; Mammalia; Chiroptera; Vespertilionidae.